This is a messenger RNA of Spodoptera frugiperda (fall armyworm), 8600 nucleotides long. It is a transcript of the gene Mctp, whose product is annotated as multiple C2 and transmembrane domain-containing protein. Lineage: Eukaryota; Metazoa; Arthropoda; Insecta; Lepidoptera; Noctuidae. Gene Ontology annotation, molecular function: calcium ion binding. Gene Ontology annotation, biological process: regulation of neurotransmitter secretion. Gene Ontology annotation, cellular component: synaptic vesicle membrane. The transcript has 20 exons. The coding region runs from base 433 to 3006 and encodes 857 amino acids. The record is from RefSeq and is a predicted model, not a curated record.
GUCCGUAGCGGAGCUCGUAGCAAGCGGGCGGGCCUACGAAGGGUCUACGCCGUAGCAUUGUUUUUGCAAAAAUCAACAUUUCUCUAUUAAAAUUACUAGUAGUGAUGUUUGUAUGUGUUGUUUAGUUGACAGUGGGUGUGUAUGUAGGUGUUGGUGCAAAGAUAUCGAGUGUGGUGUUGUGUAAUUUUGGUGUUAACAAAAGGUUUCCGUGGCGUGAGAUAACGUUAUUUUUUCACUGGUUUUCUGUGUUUUAUCCGCAUGUGAUGUGAUCAGAUCUGACUAAGGAAUAUGUUGUGCGGUGUCCGUGGUUGAACACAAGCGGUGCCGCAGAAGCUGCGCGGCUGGCGUCGCAAGCGCCGGCUGUGGCGCGUCCGCGCGUACUCAAUGAUCGCGUGCGUGCGCUGCGACAGCUGACAUGACCUGAAUGACGUCAUGUCCACUAAAAAACAUUCGCCGCAACCUAAACGCUCAGAGACGCUAAGCGGGCGGCUUUCAAAGUCCGCUUCAGAGCUAUCAUGCGCGCCCGCCGCCGCCGCCUCCCCGCCCCGCGCCCGCUCCGCUCAUCACCAUACACCACUAUCUGUAGUACAUAGGACGCAGCAUUUCUUCACUAAUCUAAAGAGCCGCUGGCAACGCAGCCGCAGCCGGGAGCGAUGUCCAGCCGGCACCAUGUUCACGCUCGCCCCGGGGCCGGACAGCAGCGGCACGGAGUACGCCGGAGACCAGAGCUCGGAGCACAGCACGCCUGCCAACUCACCACGACAUAGGAUGAAGAGAGAGUCUGUGACCCGUCAGGUGUCGACUGAUCCAGCGCCGUCCACUUCUGGCACUCCCGCGCAUUACCCUCGACCACCACCCACCGAAUUAUUGCAAUUGGAACCAGACGAAGGACAAAGACUAAGAGAGCAGCAAUUGCGAACAUUCUCGUUCUUCCAACUGAGGGUACAUUUGAAAAGAGGCCAAAACUUAGUAGCUAUGGACAAAAAUGGUUUGUUGUCAGGCACGAGUGAUCCCUACGUCAAGUUUAAGGCUGGGGGCAGACUGCUGCACAAGUCGAGGAUCGUGUAUAGAGACCUCAAUCCAGUGUGGGAUGAGUGCUUCACUGUGCCUAUUGAAGAUCCCUUCCAGCCAGUGCAGAUAAAGGUCUUCGACUACGACUGGGGUUUACAAGAUGACUUCAUGGGUUCCUGUCACCUUGACCUGACCGCUUUGGAGCUUGGUCGGACACAGGACCUGGUGCUCUGUCUCCGAGACCCUGGGAAGCCUACUCAAGAUAUGGGAGAGAUCGUGCUGAAUGUGACGCUGUGGCCAAAGUCCCAAGAAGAUAAAGAACAGUAUUUAAUGAAGAACACGAGGCUGAGUGAUGUGAACAAACGGCUGAAGGCGCAAAUAUGGAGUUCAGUGGUCACCAUCGUGCUGGUCGAAGCUAAGAAUCUUCCCGCCAUGGAUCUAGAUACUAGAUCUAGCGACCCUUAUUGUAAAUUUAGGUUAGGUAACGAAAAAUACAAAAGUAAGGUAGUUUGGAAGUCUUUACAUCCCUCAUGGCUGGAGCAGUUUGACUUGCACCUGUAUGAUGACCAGGAACAAAUACUGGAGGUCACGGUCUGGGACAAGGAUAAACAGUCUAAAGACGACUUUAUUGGCAGAUGUGCAAUAGACUUAUCAAGAUUAGAAAGAGAGAAAACACAUAAUAUAUGGAAGGACCUGGAGGAUGGGAAUGGACAAAUAUUUCUGCUGCUUACCAUCAGUGGCACGACACAGUCGGAGACCAUCACAGACCUCAGCAGUUACAAGGAGAACCCGAGAGAUAGAGAAAUUGUUGAGAGGCGAUAUACAUGGUACAAUCUAAACGAACAAUCGAGUGGCGUUGGAUGGCUUUGUGUCAAAGUAUACGGAGCUAAAGGACUGGCAGCUGCAGACUUAGGGGGUAAAUCUGACCCCUUCUGUGUGCUGGAACUGGGGAACGCAAGGCUACAGACACACACGGAGUACAAGACGCUAACACCGAAUUGGAUGAAGAUCUUUACGUUUACAGUGAAGGAUAUCACAUCAAUACUAGAGAUAACAGUAUACGAUGAGGACCACGACCAUAAAGUGGAGUUCCUCGGGAAGCUGGCUGUUCCACUGCUGAACAUCAGGAACGGGGAGAAGCGAUGGUACGCCUUGAAGGACAAGAAGAUGAGAGCGCGAGCGAAGGGGAACUUCCCACAGAUACUGUUGGAGAUGCUGGUCAUAUGGAAUCCCUUGAAGGCAGCGAUAAGGGCAGUGAACCCGAAGGAACCGAAGUACAUGCAUCAGGAGGCGAAGUUCAAGAGACAGCUGUUUAUACGAAACGUAAUGAGACUGAAAGCUAUCAUCAUGUGGUUUAUAGAAGUUGGGAAGAUUUUACAAGACUGUUUUGAAUGGGAAUCGAGAAUACGUUCGUUCUUAGGCCUGUUGUUAUGGCUCGCCUUCUGUUAUUACUAUGAGAUGUGGAUGCUGCCUCUACUGAUCUUAAUGUUCUUCGGUAGAGCCUGGCUUAUUUAUAGACUAACUGGAGGCAAUCCUCUGUUGGUGCCAGUGGAUGAUGAGGAUCUUUUAGCUGAGGAAGAUGAUGAAGACGAAGCUGAUAAGGAGGAAAAGAAAUCGCUGAAAGAGAGACUGCAAGCGAUACAAGAAGUGACGCAAACUGUACAAAACGCGAUUGGUUAUGUCGCCUCUCUAGGAGAAGCGGUUAAGAACUUGACGAACUUCACAGUGCCAUAUCUAAGUUAUUUAGCAAUAAUAAUGUUAUUAGGAGCUAUGAUCGUGUUAUACGUCAUACCUUUGAGGUAUCUGCUUAUGGCGUGGGGUAUAAAUAAGUUUACAAGGAAAAUCCUUCGACCACACACGAUACCCAAUAAUGAAGUGUUAGACCUACUAUCGAGGGUGCCGGACGAUGAAACCCUGUUGGACUGUCGAGAACUAAAGCCACACCCAGCGAACGAGCACCGACGGGACGCGAGAAAGAAGCACAAACCUUCGUAACACAGCCCGAAACCGAUCCGCAAACGGGUCCGACAUUACGUGAGGAAUCUCGGCAAUAAGUUCAAUACGUAGAUCUAGCUAGAUAGUCUAGGAACCCUAGGAAAUUACUGGAAAGCUGCUGGUCAGUGUCAGGUAUAGAAUGAGGAUCCUUUACUUACACACUGCAUUUUACCAACAUUGUGUAGAUGGGCAGUACAAUCAAUUCGUUUCUGGGUCAACCUCUGAAACUGUGUGCGUUUGUGUGAUCACUCUGGCGUUUUUCAGAUAUAAAUAUUUAAUGGUAAUUAUGUAUCUCAUUAAAAAUAAUGAUAUUUAACUCUUUGACUGUCAAUAGAAAACUGUUGAAGGCAAAUCCUCCGCUAACGUCGGUCACCAGUGACCACCACGGCGUUCAAUGUGUUAAAUAGUAUAUUUUUGUUAUUUUCAAUGAGAUACAAAAUUACCGUUAAAUAUCUAUGUCUUAAUAGCACCAGAGCGAUCACCCGAACUCGCCAGUUUACCCUAUUGCGCUCUCUAAAUGGCACUCCUGUCGAGUAGAGGAACAGUCUAAAAGAUCGUUGAUUUUAUCUUGUCUUGAUGAAGUGUAAUUAAUUGAAGACACUUCAUUUUGGUGUUUAUAAUCUAUGAUCAGCAUCAGCUUGUCUAUACAAGUAAUAAAAGAGGAACACAAAUACAUUUUAAUUCCUGUUCAUCUACAUAAUGUUCUUAAAAUGUAUGAUUUCUUUUGAUAUUUGAUGUGGCCAAAAAUACACAUUGCUAAAGGUGCUUUUACAAAAAUCGGCUUCUUUGAAAGAGAGAGUAUUCAGAAUUAACUAUGGCUGUGUUAGAAAAAUGAGUCAAUUCGUAUGUGCAAUGUCAUUCUUGUAAAAGGACCUUUACAAUUUGCGAAAUAUGAGAGUAAGCAAGCGUAGUGGUUUAUAACGAAAGUAUCAUAUCUCCUAUUUUUAGGGAUAAGCAAUAAAUACUUAUUGUCGAGAUUGAAUUAAAUGUCGAAAUUAAAAACGUAGAACUUGAAAAAACGUAGAUUUGGGAGUUUUUAAUAAAUAAUUGGCAACACAAAAGGCAGCCAAGCUGUAUUUUAGUUACUUUUUAGUGUGUUGCCAAUUAAAAAUGUAUAAUUAACCUUAUUUAUGUUAUGGCUUCUCAGUUUUUAUUGUAAUUAAGUUUUUACAUCGGAUUUGUAAAUACAUAAAUACCAAAUACUAUUCAUUUGAACAAAAUAUUAUUUUAGGAAAAGUCUGUGAUUUUUAAUGAUCUGUUGUAAUGGCAAAUGUUAAUGUUGUUUUCUAUUAAAUUUAAAUAAUAAUAACUAUGACACCAAAUAUUGUGAGUUUAUAAGCAAUGUUUAUUAUACAAUGCGAACAGCAAUAUUAUAAUUAAAAUUAAGUAAAGUAAAUGUUUCUUCCAUUGUUUUCCAAUUAAUAUUCUUAGCUAGAACAUGCUAGUUGAAAUCUAUUAUAAUGUUUGUUGUGUACAAAACAAGCAAAGUUACAAAUUGAUUGUUACAUAUUUGAACUGCACGCCUUGCAAUUUUAAUAUCAAUUGGGUUAUUGAAAUGAUUACCUUAAUUUAGUGGAAAGAGAACUGUUGACAACACUGGAUAUAUAAAUGUAUUUUCCAACUAACAAUAUUGUUUUGUCUUUAAAACGGAGAGACGACAUAAACAUGGUGUGUAUAUUCAAAUAUUUAACGGAAUUUGCGAAAUGAAAAUAUGAAUGUAAAUACAUAACUGGAGCAACCACUGCGAAACAGUAACGAUUUUAUUCGAAAAUAUGCUCCAAAUUCCUCAUUAGACGUUGCAUUUAAGUCCCAAAUUGUAUAAUAAAAUCCAAUAGAUUAUUAUAUUAAACACGUAGAUAGGAUUUUUUAAUGACGCCAUUUUUGUAAGAAAUGUUACAUUGUUGUGUUUAAUAAUGUUAAUAUUUUAAAGAACAUGAGUAUUUAUGUGAAAAAGAACAUCAUAGAAUAGUUCAUUCCUCUACACCACACGAAUAUAAUAUUUAUAGCAUAAGACUGAGACCAAUCUCAUUAAUUACUUGAGAGGAUAGUAAAACCAUGUUUGUACUUUUAUUCUAGUAGAUUUGUCUGUGUACUGUAUGGAUUCUAUAUUGUAUUUCAGCUUUACUUCGGCUGGUUUCUCAUUCCAAUUUAACUAAAUCUAGUUUACCGCCGUACUCAGUGUCAUUUAAUGGUUACUUAACCCAGUCCUUAGCAAUUGUUUUCGGAACAAAAUCGUUACUAAGGAAUAGUUUAAGUAAUCAUUUAAUGUUUUUGAGUACGGCAGUUAGUGUUAAGACCGGUUUACACAUUUCCAGUCGUUAGAACAGAUUUAUUUUAUUCAAUUCUUUAUUCAAUUGACAGAGUGUUGCCACAUUUUGUAUUGCUAGUACAUUAGCAACAAGAUAUCUUGGUCAAAUCAAUCGAGGGACUGGCCGUUAACGUCUAGGGCAAGUGACCCGGUUGUGGCCAUCGACCCCUUUGUGGCCAUUUGGGCUUUCAAAUAUCUAUAACUAAGGCAUGGACAAAUAAAUUACUCUGUGGUGUACAAUAUUUAAAAUAUUGAAUAUUAGAGACACUGAUACCGUUGGCAGCUUUAAUGUAUCAAACUUCACUUCGAUGCAACAAGUCAUUAUUUUUAGUUGAGGGUGAAAUUGUUAAGAUCUUAAUAAAAAGGCUAAGGCGAGCGGGUGAGGAUUUGGUUUUUAUUUUUUAAAUCUUUGCUUAUUGUUUGGAUGUUUAAGUUAAUACUACAUGAAGAAUAUAUUGUCAAAGUGAAACUAAAGUUAUUUUGUCGCCAUAUGUUUCUUAAGUAAGGUUUUUAGAAGGUGGCCACUAAUGGAGACAAAAUUAUGAAUUUCUCCAUCUUUGGCCACAUGGCUGGCCAAAACUGGUGUACAUAGACACUCCACUUCUUCCCCUUUAUUUUAUCGUGGUUUCUUUUCCUUGGCUUUACAUAUCAACAAAUACAUAUUUUUCAUUUUCAGAGAUGCAAUAAAUUGCCUUCACACAAAGGGGAGGUCAGUUUACUUUGCAGCUUUUACCAACGUCAUAUAAAUGUUGAUCUCUUUAUUUGUAAGUUAAAUUAAAGUGAAGUAAUAAUAUUUCAUAUUUUCCAAACUAAAUAAAAAUCAUAGUUUGUAAAAUGUCUAAUUUAAUUAAUAAAUUUUGAUUACUUUUAUAGUAUUUUUUGAUGGCCAGAACUGGCACACGACCGUGGCCAGAAUUGGCACGAAUCUGGCCAAAAAUGGCACAAACUCCCUUUUUUUUUCUUUUUUGUACAGUUAUUUUUCUAUUGGACGUUCUUAAAAAAAGGGUUUUCUUAGGCAAGGUUAAUACAUGUUAAAUGACUUUUUACAAGAAAUAUGUUCGUGAUAACAAAAACUAUAAGUUAAGAAAGCCUCAAAGUCGACAAAAUUCUUAAAGUGGCCACAACCGGGUCACUUACGAUAUUUUAAUAAGUGAAAUCAAUUUGACAGUUAGUAAACUUAAAUUUUACCAAUUUACUAAUGACUGGAAAUGCGUAAAUGAGCCUCUAGAAUAUCACCGACUACUACUUAAUUCUCUUCUUGAUGUCUUCGCCCGUGUCACAAUAUUUAUGAAUGUCUAAAUUAUUUAAGUAUUUGUCUUGGAGUUCUCGCACAAUCAUGCACAAAAUUGUCUCUUUGAAAUAAAAAUCUGUGAUGUCAUUGAUCCUAUAUACAUAGUUAGUUUUCGAAUCUUGCCAACUGAAAUUUAUUCUAGUUUGUCACAAGCGUCUAAGUAAGUACUUGGGCAAAGUUAUGUGCAAAAUGUGUGAGACAAAUUAUUAACCUAUGUAAGCUUUGAAUGCUUUCCUUUUCUAUGUACUAGCUGUACUUGUGUCUUGAAUGUGACCUCUGUUAAAACCUGCAUUUUGAUUUCUUGGCAUUUCUUUUGACUAGACUAUAAAUGAUAAUAAAAUUAUCAAUCAAGCCUUUAUACCCAACAUAAUCAUUGUAAAUUAGAAAACAAUCUACAAAGGACAGAUCUAUAGGUAUUUUCCUUUCGUAAACUAUUUUUAUCUAGUGAUUAAUCCACAUCCAAAUGGCCAUGACAAUCAUUUUGUUAAUUACUUCAUAGAUACGAUCGCAUUAAUAAAUACUUGGACUUUUACCAACUAAUUAAAGAGACAAUUAUUUUUAAACUAGUCAUUUGCUUUUUUCAAGACUAUGUUCCUGACUUGUACGGUUGAAAUUACGAUGUUAGUAUGCUUGUGUGUUUCUGAGUUUGAAGUCCCUAGCUAUGAUUACGACAGAUAAACAGUUGCUAAGUCAGAAUUAUUGUUUAAUAGAUUCUUAACUCUAUAACUAAGGGAUAAGGUUGAAAAUCUAUUAAAAAGAGACCAAAUCCUUUCGUAAUCAACGUCGGGACUUUUAUUCAAUAAAACGCCUAACAAGACAUGUUUAAGUUUCAAUCACAUAGCCAGUCCAAUCGUUCCAUGACGUGAAUUUAUCCGCACUUCAGGUAUUACAAUUUCUGAAUAGAUGUGCUGUUAUUUUUUUCACUGGCUUUUUAACUGUACUGUCUUAGCUGCUAGUCUCGUGUUCAACGAGCCCUUAGAUGUUAAGAUUAAUUUGUAAGAUUCCUGCACAGCCUGCACAGAUCUCUAUGGUACAAUGCACCAAGCACAUGUCAUUAACUUACCUAAAUAUAUUUUGUAUACCAGUGUAUUUGUGAUAUAAACAGUAAUAAUAUUCUUGUUAUGAAUGAAAUUAUUAUUAUUGCGUUGUUGCUAAUCUGUCCUCGGUAUUUUAAGGGUGGCCAAGCUACCGAAACGAUGUACAAUUUGUAGUACCUAUCUACCUAUAUCAAUUUUUCUAGGGUAAGGAGACGUUCGAUCACCAUGGCCGAUUUGAAUUAAUAUAUUGAGACGAUUUGUCAUUUAAAAUUAGAAAACUAUAACUACAGAAUAUAAUUAUAAUAGUUUGUGAUUGAUCGUUUCUGAGCCCUUCUCUCUCUCCCUCUACAUUUAGCAAAAGAGAUUGGUAUGCAGACUAAAAUUAUAUAAAACUUGAAAAAUUUAAUUUCAAUCUGUACCCUUAGUACGAGUAAAAGAAAAGAGAGCGCGUUCUAAUUGGCGCGGCAUUCCGAUUGGCCGAUGCGAAUGAACUAACCAAUCAGAGCGCUGCACGCGCUCUCGUUUCGUUUUCGUUAAACGUAAAGCAAACUCAGUUAUUCAAUGUCUAGUUAGAUGUUUAUGUGUUAUGUUGAUCAAAUUGGCUAUGAGCCAACAUAAAAAUAUGACCUCCAUAUUAGUCUCUUCUGCUAACUGAUCCUUUCAACUUCAAUUACUUAGAUACGAAUUCGGAUAAUAAAGAUACGUAGAACAAAAUUUAUCUACUUCAGUAUCUAAUGAAAUUACUUACUGGUCCUUGGCAAACUCUUUUGUCUUCAAUACAACAGAAAAAUAUCGAAAUGUACCUACGCUUAUAAUAGCUUAUCAAAUUACCUAUUACCUCCUGUCCAUUUCAAUGUAUCAAAAAUAUCAAAUAAAAUAAUAUUUUUAUGAAGCACAAAGAUAAUCAUGUUAACGCUUUCAUAUUUUAACGAAUUAAAAAAAUAAUGACAAGAUAUCA